This is a messenger RNA of Solanum dulcamara, 1465 nucleotides long. RefSeq lists its product as uncharacterized. The transcript is spliced from 4 exons. Gene Ontology annotation, biological process: proteolysis. Gene Ontology annotation, molecular function: cysteine-type peptidase activity. The coding region runs from base 750 to 1322 and encodes 190 amino acids. Lineage: Eukaryota; Viridiplantae; Streptophyta; Magnoliopsida; Solanales; Solanaceae. The record is from RefSeq and is a predicted model, not a curated record.
CUUUAUUUUAAUAUAAUUUACAUGUUUUAUAUGAGUAGGUACAUCAUUCUAACUUCAAAGCUGAGAUACCUAGUAAAUUAGGGCAGAAAGAAGCACAUGAAACGCCCAUUGAAGUUCAGAACGAACUUUCUGAUGAUCAGGUGAUAUGUCCAACUCCUAUUUGAUUGUUGAUUCCCACAAAUCAAAUAUCGCAAUCACAAUGGCUUCCAGAUGAGCUGUUACCAAGUUUAAAUCUAGGAAAAAGCAUCAUUCCGCAUUCAGUCACCAAUAUUGAAGAUCAGACACUAUUACCUAUGUAGAGAAUCAGACGUCUAUGUACUUUUAAUACGUCUCCUUAUUUAACAACUUUUGGAUCAUCUACUGGUGUUGUAUUUCCCCCUUAUUCUUUUUAUGUUUCAAUUUUUUCAUUAUUUUAUGUUUGUUUCGCGUAUGGACAAAUUUUGAUUGUAAAUCAAGUAUUAAUUCAUCACGUUCUGUUCUUUACAGGUAGUUCAUCAGUAUACCCUUCCAUUUUUGAAAUGAAACAUCCGUUUACUUCUGAUCUUAUAUAUGACCAGCAGGAUACCUCUUUAUUCGAAGCAUUCCUUAAUUGGGUUCGGGAAGGACUUCUUGUGAGGCAUGAGCAUAAGCUGAAUCAUCAAGACCAUUACAAGAAGAACAAAUCCAAUAUAUCCGUCUCCAUGAAUUUUGGUGUUGACUUGAUUAGUGACAAGAAUUGGUUCCACAAGUGAUUCUUCGAAGGACUGUUGAUGAACGAUUCGCAUAUUGAUGUGAUCCUAUAUUACCUGCGAAAGAAAGCCAAGUACAAUGUUGGCAACUCAUUUAAAUACACAACUGUAGAUUGUGUGUUUAAGUCCAAGAUUGCAUUGCUUUUGGACAAGUAUGUUGAUUUAGAAAGAGUUGAAAGUUGUGAUGAUGAAGAGCGCCUCAUAGGUGAUUAUAUCAACGGAUACAAAGUGUACUGGGUAUUGGCUGUUGUAUCGCUUAAUGAUAAAUGUAUUGAUGUUUAUGACUCAUAUAGAGCAGCAGGCCAUGAUGCAACCAUUAAAUUUGAAAUACAAAAGUUUUCUCAGCUCAUUCCUUUAUAUCUAAUAAUGUAUGGUUUCUAUACCAAGGAAGGAAUCGAAGCACCGUUCGACGAAUCAGACUUUUUUGAUGUGAUUUUCAUGAAAGAUAUACCUCAACAAGAAUCUGGUAGCAAGGAUUGUGGAAUUUUUAUGCUUGCAUUUGCGGAAUACUUGAGUUAUGGCCAAGGCAUUCCCGUGGACAGUUUUGAUUCACAAUACUUACGUACAAGAUAUGCUACCCUUCUUUGGAAUUAGGAUCAGCAGAAGAUUGAAGCCAGAGCCAUGAGUGAUAGUGAAGCACCGCCUAAAAUUAAUAGGGCAUGUUUAGAGUGUGAUAGUAGCGACAAGAUUAUAACUAAUUAGUUAAAGUCUGUGUAGUGACUAUUUAUUUUAGUUUG